This is a messenger RNA of Culicoides brevitarsis, 940 nucleotides long. RefSeq names its product N-alpha-acetyltransferase 10 (gene vnc). The transcript is spliced from 2 exons. Gene Ontology annotation, molecular function: protein N-terminal-serine acetyltransferase activity; protein-N-terminal-glutamate acetyltransferase activity. Bases 335 to 886 code for a protein of 183 amino acids. Gene Ontology annotation, cellular component: NatA complex. NCBI's taxonomy places the organism in Eukaryota, Metazoa, Arthropoda, Insecta, Diptera, Ceratopogonidae. The record is from RefSeq and is a predicted model, not a curated record. Gene Ontology annotation, biological process: N-terminal protein amino acid acetylation.
GCGCAAGAAAUAUUUCUUCAAUAUUCACGAGUGGAGAAGAGCGUUAUAUUUUAAUAAGUAUUUUAAAAACUUAAAAUAGAACUGAAUAUUCAUUUAAAAGAAAAUACUGAUUCCUUCAACGAGAUAGUAAAUAGGUUUAACUUGUCAUUGGUUGGUGUUUAGUUUGGAAACUCUUUUUAUCGAGAUUCAAACUAGUACGAGAAGUUUUGGGACAAAUUAAUGAAGAUACACCAACUCAUUCGACCAAAGAAUCGUCUGGAAGUGCAAGACCUACGCGCAAAAGAAGAGAAUAGAAAAGAAAUUAAUACGUACUAACCCAAGGAAAACCACAAACAUGAAUAUACGAUGCGCUAAGCCUGAGGAUUUGAUGAACAUGCAACACUGUAAUUUGCUAUGUUUACCAGAAAAUUAUCAGAUGAAAUAUUACUUUUAUCAUGGUUUGACAUGGCCUCAAUUGAGCUAUGUGGCAGAAGAUGACAAAGGUAAUAUUGUCGGCUAUGUUUUAGCAAAAAUGGAGGAGCCAGAACCAGGUGAAGAGAGCAAGCACGGUCAUAUUACGUCUUUGGCAGUGAAGAGAUCUUACCGCAGACUUGGUCUUGCACAAAAGCUAAUGAAUCAAGCAUCUCUAGCUAUGGUAGAGUGUUUCGAUGCUCAGUACGUAUCUCUGCAUGUUCGUAAAAGCAAUCGAGCUGCCUUAAAUUUGUACACAAAUUCACUGGGAUUUCGAAUUCUGGAAAUAGAGCCAAAAUACUAUGCAGACGGUGAAGAUGCUUAUUCAAUGCGACGAGACUUGGCGGAGAUAGCAAAGGAAACACAUAAUCAUAUUCGUACGAUUGAUGGACGUCCGUCGUCAGAUCAUUCAGGACAUGACGGACAUUGUUGCUAAAACAAAAUUACCCAUUUAAUAAAAAAAUAAAAUUUGCGGAUUGGUGAUACUUUA